Molecule: messenger RNA, 1519 nt
Organism: Symsagittifera roscoffensis
Lineage: Eukaryota; Metazoa; Xenacoelomorpha; Acoela; Convolutidae
Exons: 5
Coding region: 143-1483 (446 amino acids)
Biological process (GO): protein ubiquitination
Cellular component (GO): cytoplasm
Molecular function (GO): ubiquitin protein ligase activity; zinc ion binding
Source: RefSeq, a predicted model, not a curated record
CCACUAAUCUUUUUAAAGAAUAACUAAAAUAUUGUAUAAAAUUUUCUUGUCGCUUUUAACGAGAGCACGGUUUUGUUAAACUCGUAAGCUAAAUCAUACUGUUUUGAACUGACAGUCGAUCUAAGAACUAUAGAGUAAAGAAAUGUCCGCUUCAAUUGGAACGUCCAAAAACCAACUCAAUUGUGUCGAGUGCCUGAAAAAUGUGCCUCCUAAAAACACCAAAGUGCUUCCGUGCGGUCAUCUGGUUUGCGGGUCGCCCUGUGCUGCAAAAGUUCUCGCUAGGGCGGGCAAGCGCUGCCCUGCUGAGAAAUGCAAACGUGAUUUGAAAGGUCAGACGGUUGACAGCUUGAGAAAACAAUCUAUCACUGUCACAACUGCAAAUAAAGGAAACGGUGGAUCAGUAUCAAGUGAAGACGCAGCGGACGGUGAAAACAAAAAACAUCUGAGGAAGUGCUCAAAACACCCAAAAAGAAACCUGAAGUUCUUUUGCAGUGGGAAAAACUGCAACGUCAACAUAUGCAUUGACUGCAUGAACAAAGACCACAGCGACUUUUCAAAACACACUGUGGAGCCGUAUAAAGUGCCAGAUCAAGAAUAUGAUAAACUGGACCGAAUUCAAACUUUUAAACAGGAGUGCAGCAAGUUAUUGGACUUGCGAAAAUCUAUUCGGAACGUUAUUGAAAAAAGUUUCAAAUUGGCCGAGAAACAGAAAAAAGUGACAAAGUCUAAAACACUUCAUGAAUACGAAAUGUCGAAACUGGCUUUUGAAAUGUCACUCAAGAAAUUGAGUAUUGAAUUUCAAAUGGUUUUCGACCGGGUUAACUUGCAACUGGAGUCCGUAAACCUCAGUCUGCUUGGUAUCAAGAAUGAAGACCGGGUUCUCUCAGGAACGGCAAAAAGCAUUGAAUUCCAAAAUUGGAAUGACGACGUCCUCCUUGACACAUGGAGUAUAAUCAGCACUAGCCGGUCAUCAGUGUCUCAAAUAUCAACAGCGGAUGAACAUACAGAAAGUGGAGAAAUCGACACCCACGAAGAUUUGGAAAACAUGUGCGAUUGGCAUAAAAAGCGUUUGAGGUAUUAUUGCGUUUCUUGCAAUGCGCCAAUUUGUGUAAAGUGCUGGACUAAAAAAUGCCAAGAUCCCGACACGAAAGAGCACCGCGUGAUACCAUUUGAAAAGUAUCUGGAAUCUCUUGAAGAGUGGCAAGCUCAACUGAUCACUGACUGUAUCAGAGAAUGCAAAGAGCUGGACAAAAUGAUUGACACAUUCAAAAGCUCAGUUAAAAACGGGCAAUUGAAUUCUCUUCCGAAUGAUCUUGAAAAAAUGGGAAAAAAACUCAAGGAAACAAAAGAAAUCCAAAGUCAAAUUAAAGCUGCAAGUGAGCGUUCUCCAAUUGUAAAAAAGAAUUUAACCAGCAUUCAAUUCUCAAAAAGAGUUGGGGCAUACAAAACCGCAAAUAGACCAACCAAAGAAGAAAAAAAUUGACAUAAUUUGAAAAAGAUGUAACUUUGUAUAAAUAUA